AUGUCAGACGAUACGGGCGUUGAUGUCGGCCAGCUGUCUGCGGACCAGCAGGCAGCGCUCGAGCAGUAUACAGCAGUUACAGCACAAGACAUCAAGGACGCAGUGCCGUUGCUGCAGAGGUCACAAUGGAAUGUUCAAAUCGCCAUAGCCAAGUUCUUCGACGGCGAAGGGCCCGACCCCGUCGCCGAGGCCAUGGCCGCGCAAGACGCCAUACCGGCCCCUACGGCAGCACGACACGAGAACCUCCAAGAGUCACUUCUCGCCGACUCCUCGCCCUUCGGCCAGCCUAUCCGUCGCGACCGGCCUAAUCCUGCACCCCGAGUCGUGCCCUCGCCCAUUACGACCCAUCGCCCGCCCUUCCUUCUCUCCAUAAUCUUCACCCCACUCAACUUCGGCUACCGCGCCGUGUCCACCCUCUUCCGCACCUUUCUCUACAUACUCUCGUUUCUGCCUGCGCCGAUCCGCCCGCGGGCCAUCACCACCAGCGUGACCUCGGGAUGGAGGGGCACCUCGGGCCGCCGCAUGCUGCUGCCACGCGACACGGCCGCCCGCUUCAAGCGAGAGUUCGAGGAGGAGUACGGCCCCGAGACGGGACUCCCUUUCGCUGAGAGCGGCUUUGCGCAGGCUCUCGACGCCGCCAAGAAGGAUCUCAAGUUCCUGCUCAUCGUGCUGAUGUCACCGGAGCACGACGACACCGAGUCCUUUACGCGGGAGACCUUGCUCUCCCCCGAAGUUAAGGCCUUCAUUGCAGACCCGGCCAACAACAUCAUCCUGUGGGGCGGUAAUGUGCUCGACUCGGAGGCGUACCAGGUGGCCGCCGAGUACAACGCGACGAAGUUCCCCAUGUCGUGCCUCGUGUGCUUGACGCCCAAGGAAGGGUCCACCCGCAUGAGCAUCGUCAAGCGCCUCGUGGGGCCCGUCUCCAGCUCGACCUACCUGGCCGAGAUCCAGACGGCUAUCAACAAGUACAGCCCCGACCUCGCGGCCGUGCGCGCCGAGCGGACGGUGCAGGAGGCCUCGCGGAACAUGCGCGCCGAGCAGGACGACGCCUACGAGCGGAGCCUGGCCCGCGACCGGGAGCGGGCCCGGCAGCGGCGCGAGGCCGAGGCCGCCGCCCAGGCGGCCGAGAAGCGCGCGGCGGAGGAGGCGGCCGCUGCGGAGCGCCGCGCCGAGCUGAGGCAGCAGUGGCGGAGGUGGCGCGCAACCACGAUCGCGACCGAGCCCGAGGCCAGCGUCAAGGACGCCGUGCGCCUCGCGCUCAAGAUGCCCGAGGGGUCCGGGGCCGGGCGCGUCGUGCGGCGGUUCGCCGGCUCAACCACCCUCGAGGACCUGUACGCCUUCGUGGAGUGCUACGACCUGGCCGGGCUCGUGGACGAGAAGGCGCUCGAGCCCGAGGGCUACGAGCACGAGUACGCCUUCCGCAUCGCGGGCCUGAUGCCCCGGGUCGUGUACGAGCCGGACGGCGGUGUCACGUUGGGGGAGAAGAUUGGCCGGGGCGGCAAUCUGAUUGUGGAAGAGAUGGCGCUGGACGAGGAAGAGGCCGAAGAGGCGGACGAGGAGGCAUGA
This is a messenger RNA of Neoarthrinium moseri, 1566 nucleotides long. RefSeq lists its product as uncharacterized. Gene Ontology annotation, cellular component: endoplasmic reticulum. The record is from RefSeq and is a predicted model, not a curated record. Gene Ontology annotation, molecular function: ubiquitin binding. The transcript has 2 exons. Lineage: Eukaryota; Fungi; Ascomycota; Sordariomycetes; Amphisphaeriales; Apiosporaceae. The coding region runs from base 1 to 1566 and encodes 521 amino acids.